Podarcis muralis (Common wall lizard) is the source of this 2206-nucleotide messenger RNA. It is a transcript of the gene EEF1D, whose product is annotated as eukaryotic translation elongation factor 1 delta. NCBI's taxonomy places the organism in Eukaryota, Metazoa, Chordata, Lepidosauria, Squamata, Lacertidae. The record is from RefSeq and is a predicted model, not a curated record. Gene Ontology annotation, molecular function: translation elongation factor activity; guanyl-nucleotide exchange factor activity. Gene Ontology annotation, biological process: translational elongation. Gene Ontology annotation, cellular component: eukaryotic translation elongation factor 1 complex; cytosol.
GUGUCAUGUACAGUACAGUUCUGGAGACAUUCCUAUCACAACCGGUAGGAUCAGAGGAGAGGAUGAGGACAAGGAAGCUGCUUUAUCCAGCGGAAAAAGUCUGGGUGGACAAGCACAAGUAUGACGAGGCAGAGAGGCUCCACUAUGAGAGGGAAGCAACCUUAGCAGCUUCUGCUGCCGGGGCCUGUCAAGAGGUGGUGGCGGUGAACGGCUUCUGCCAUGAGGAGGACCGUGGAGAAGAGGUGAAGGGAAACCUGUGGAGGUCAGGAAGCAGGAAGAAGCAAAAGAAAAGGAAGUGCUCCCCCAAACGCAAGCCUUUAGACCCCAAAGUGGACUUUGUCCUGGCCGGGUUACUGGCUGACCGUGUCUGGUUUGACAAACCUCUCUUUGACCGGGCGGAAACAGCUUACAGGAAGAAGCUUGCCGAAAUGUUGUUGCAGGAGGCUUCUGAGGGCCUCCCGGCCGCUGAGCAGUCUGCGCUGGUGCCCUGGUCAGAGGCAGAGGUCUUCCAAGGUGAUCCAAGGCCACAGAGAAACCUGGCUGCCUUGCACUGUGCCCAUGGCAGCCUGAUGGCCUGCCACCACAUCAUCCAGGAUGUUUGGGUCAACAAGUUCAACUUUGACGACGCUGAGAAGCUGUUUGUCGAAAAAUCCCAGUUCGUGGCUCUACCACAGACCCUGGACCUCUCAUCCACGCCAUUGCACAGCAGUAGUGGACUAACACCAGAUGAAGGCUAUGUGACUGCACUGCCUACUCCUUCAACACCAGCCCAGCCUGCGGAUAUCAUCGUGGAUACCGGUGCGCCCCCAAAUCUGCCUGACACUUUGAUCCAGCCGGUGAACGGCAAGCCUCAGGUGUCGAGUUUGCAGGCGCUGAUCUCGGAGGUGUGGCUGGAAAAGCCUAUCUACGAUGACGCAGAGAGAUGCUUUUACACAAACAUGUUUGACGGGCACCCUCCGGGAAAGGUGAGGUUGCAGGAGUGUGGGCGCCCAGAAUCUUCCAAGAGGAGCCGGAAGGACAAAAAGGGCCGUAGCGCAGGGAAGCAGGCAGCAGCAGGCAAGAGGGGCAACAACAACAUCUCUGCAACGGCACCUCCAGAUUCUGCACUCUCACCAGCCACCUGGUAUUUCAUUCACAAGGACAGCGAGUCUGCGUGGCUCAGCAAACCCACCUACGACAGUGCUGAGGCGCAGUACUACAUCUCCAAAGCCUCAAAGCUGGCAAGCAAGCAGGAGAGCGCCGGAAUGCCCGAAACGAUGUUAGCAAAGCCAUCGCAGCCAGCUGCUCUCGCUUCAAGCGCACCAGAGUCUCAUGCUAAAAACAUGGCCACCAGCUUCCUCAUGCAUGAAAAGAUCUGGUUUGACAAGUUCAAAUAUGAUGAUGCUGAGAAGAGAUACUAUGAACAGAAGAACGGUCCAGCUGCUAGCCCCUCCUGCCAGCAGAGUGUGAGCAGCACCUCCGCAGCAGGACCGGCUGGGGACCAAAGUGAGCUGGUCACCAGGAUCGCGACCCUGGAGGCAGAGAAUCAAAACCUUCGUUGUGUGGUUACAGACCUUCAGCUCGCCAUCUCCAGACUUGAGAACCGCCUGAGUCUUCUGGAAAAAUCAUCUACCUCUCAUCACCCUUCACCGCCACCACCAACACAGCAUGUCACUCCCAUGAAGAAGGUGGAGCCGCUGACCCAUUUAUCAAGGAAAGUUGAGCUGCCUUCUGCUUCGUCUACAAGGAAAGCAGAGACCUCCGCGGCAGCGGCUGCAGACGAGGACGAUGACGACAUCGACCUGUUUGGUAGUGAUGAGGAGGAGGAAGACCAGGAAGCUGCCAGAGUUCGGGAAGAGCGGCUCAAGCAGUAUGCAGAGAAGAAGUCCAAAAAACCUGGCCUGAUUGCCAAGUCUUCCAUCCUCUUGGAUGUCAAGCCAUGGGAUGAUGAGACGGACAUGGCCAAGAUGGAGGAAUGUGUCAGAUCUGUCCAGAUGGAUGGUCUGGUUUGGGGAGCCUCCAAACUGGUCCCAGUGGGUUAUGGCAUCAAUAAACUCCAGAUCCAGUGUGUGGUGGAAGAUGACAAAGUUGGGACAGAUAUACUGGAGGAGGAGAUCACCAAGUUUGAAGAUUACGUGCAGAGUGUUGACAUAGCUGCUUUCAACAAGAUCUAACGGCAAACCUUUACACUUUCUAAAGCUAAUAAAAGGUCAAGAGUUGGAGAGCA